AUGUAACUAUUUUUGUAUGCGUCUUUCAUAAUUUCUACUCAUGUGAAUUCUUCUUGUUCCAAAGAUUUCGUGUUUUGAUUUUGCACGUCAUCUGUUUGAUAAGAGUCCCCUUAGAAGCCUCUACCACUUUCUGCUCUUACUCUUAUGUUAUUAAUUUCAGUGAGAUCAUGCCUAAAUUGUAGCCUCAACACUUAGCUUCUAGUGUGUUAUGCCUUCCCAAAAAGCUUUCGAGCAACAUUUUGUUUGUUAAAUUGUGAUUACAUUGAGGAUGUAAAAUGAUAGCGCAAAAGUGAAAACCCCAACUGCACCAAUCUCUAAAGCCAGAACAGUGUAGGCCGAUUAUACAAGCUAAUAUGUAAAAUUAUAAGGACAUUUGUGUUAUGUUUCUGAUGGAGGACUUAUUCAAGAACAUGACAUUUGCAGCCCACACAAGUGCUGCCGUAGGGUCCAUCGGAUUAAGUGUUGCCCUAACUUACCCCAUUGAUACUUUAAAAACCCUGAUACAGGUUGGAUCAGACUCUAGUAAACAGUUGACUCCAGCUCAGGUUCUUCACCGGGUUCGUACUUUAUCAGGAAAUGCAGGUUUGUACAAUGGUUUUGGUUGGUUGGCUUUGGGGAGAAUGCCAGGUCUUGCGGCUCGGUUUGGUACUUAUGAAAUACUAACAGCUUUUUAUAAAGAUGGUCGAGAAGACAACUAUGUCUAUGCCUCCGAGGCCCUCAUGGCAGGAGUAGCAACAGGUGCUGUGGUGUCGGUCAUUAACACUCCAUUUGAACUUCUCAAAAUCCGUUCACAGGUCACUUCCGCUUCCCUUGUUCCAAGCACCACUUCAGCUGUAGCAACAAAUAAUGUCUCCCCUUCAAUUGCAAGAUUACUUCGAGGACAUUGUAUGGACAUGAAAUCCCUGAACAAGUCUGUCGGUCUUUUAUCCACUCUUAAUACAAAAUAUCCCAACAUGAUCAGUGCCUUGAAAGAUUACCCGUGGAUGAUGACUGGAUCAGGGAGACCACCAGCUGUGUACAAUGUUAGAAAUCCCCGGGACAUCGUCACUUUAGAAGGGUGGGGUGCUCUAUGGAGAGGUCUGCGGUCAGGAAUCUUCCGAGAUUCUAUUUUUUGCGGCGUAUUUUUUUCAAGCUGGCAAGUUCUUCACCAAGCAAUGCUUGAUUGGAAGGCAGUUUCGAUGGAUCCUCCACCCAGAUAUGAUGAAGAAAUUGGCCCAUUAUCUCCUUUGUCCGUAAGUUUUGCUGCCGGGAUUUCAGGCUCAGUUGCUGCUGCUGCCUCUCAUUGUUUUGACACUGCUAAAAGCCGCUCACAAUGUAUAGUGGUCCCAAAGUUUAUAUCCAUGGAGAGGAGGUUGCUGAAGUGGUCAAGACCCGGGAAUAGAUUCGAGAGUUUUACAGGGAUCCACCCUAGAGAUAGGAACAUACUGUUUCGUGGCAUUUGGCUAAGGAUGGCUCGUAGUGGAGUAGCAUCAUUUUUAUUGGUGGGAAGCUAUUAUUUUGCUGUUGAUCAACUGGUUUCGUGAUGAAUAUCUGACUGUCAAGUAGUAAAAGUGCAUAAAGAUUUAUGUGAGGUACAAGUUAGAAAGGUACUACCUCAUGUAGACAGAUUUUUUUAACAAAGACCUUGUGCCAGGUUCCUGCAUUAAAACUUCGUACUUAGAUCAAGUCAUCAAUUUUUGUUUAAUUUAAACGCCAGAGGGGCGAACACACAGAUAAUGGUAUAUGGUUGCCUUUUAUAACAACAAUCUUACUGUGGAUAAAAUGUGAUUCUUAAUUUCUUA
Daucus carota subsp. sativus is the source of this 1781-nucleotide messenger RNA. Its product is annotated as mitochondrial aspartate-glutamate transporter AGC1. Bases 381 to 1523 code for a protein of 380 amino acids. Gene Ontology annotation, molecular function: S-adenosyl-L-methionine transmembrane transporter activity. Gene Ontology annotation, cellular component: chloroplast envelope; mitochondrial inner membrane. The record is from RefSeq and is a predicted model, not a curated record. The transcript is spliced from 6 exons. NCBI's taxonomy places the organism in Eukaryota, Viridiplantae, Streptophyta, Magnoliopsida, Apiales, Apiaceae.